Messenger RNA from Penaeus monodon (black tiger shrimp), 921 nucleotides. RefSeq names its product formin-like protein 5. The record is from RefSeq and is a predicted model, not a curated record. The transcript is spliced from 5 exons. Bases 1 to 921 code for a protein of 306 amino acids. NCBI's taxonomy places the organism in Eukaryota, Metazoa, Arthropoda, Malacostraca, Decapoda, Penaeidae.
AUGUCUUUUGGCACAAAGAAAAAUAGAAGUCCUGCAUCAGCCUGCCCCAGUGAAGCCGUACGUUUUAGCCCAUAUCACAACAAUGGUCAGAGACUCUGGGAUCCCCCACCUGACCCAAAAACCCACCGGAUCCACCGAAGCCGCCAGACCCUCCAAAGGAACCCCCGGGAAAUACCCACCAGGAUCCUCCCACCUAUCCAAACCGCCGGAUCCCCCGAAGCCGAAAGAGCCCCCGGGAAUGAACCACCUAAAUCCCCCGGACAAUUCCGCCUAAAGGGUCCUCUACCCCGGUUUCCCAAAAUCCACCGGGACCCCGAAGCCCCCGAACUUCAAAAUCCGCCCGAAUCCCCCCCCAAAUCUCCCAAAUCCCCCUCGGGAAACCCCCAAAGAAUCCCCCAAACGCGAACCGAAGCCUCGGGAGCCAAAUCCCCCGAUCCCCCUGAAACCCCACCCCCUGAGCCUCCAGAAUAUCCUGCUGAUGAUCCUCCACCUAAAGCCGAAUCCACCGGACCCAAACCACUCAAACCCCCCCUUUCCCCUCCUCCCCCCUGGGCCGGGAAAUUGCGAGGCCCGGGCCCACGGGGCCCCUGGGGUGGCUUCGGCCCGGGGAUUUGGUCGGGUGGAGGGUCCCAGGGGGAUAUUCCGGGGGAUCAGGGGGUUUUUUCGGGGCUUGGCGGUUCGGUGGAUCCCGGUGGAUUUGGGUCAGGUGGAGGGGUUUGGGGAUUCCGGUGGAUCAGUGGUUAUUUUGGGGGCUCUGGCGGUUUCGGGGGAUCGGUGGAUUUGGAUCAGGUGGAGGUCCUUGGGGGAUAUCCAGGAUUUGCUCCAGUGUACCCAGACCUAUUUAAAAUCGACAGUUGCUUAGAUUUACUGUUUCAUCUGGGCCCCAUAUUGUACGUUUUCUCACUCCUGUGUCUGAGCUAA